Messenger RNA from Cloeon dipterum, 795 nucleotides. RefSeq names its product GILT-like protein 1. Gene Ontology annotation, molecular function: oxidoreductase activity, acting on a sulfur group of donors, disulfide as acceptor. NCBI's taxonomy places the organism in Eukaryota, Metazoa, Arthropoda, Insecta, Ephemeroptera, Baetidae. The transcript is spliced from 5 exons. The record is from RefSeq and is a predicted model, not a curated record. Bases 82 to 720 code for a protein of 212 amino acids.
AACAAGCGCGGCCAGCAGCAGAAGGAAGCAGGCCAGCAAGCAGCUCUCUCGACAAGGCGUUUAUUUUAGUUCAGAGUCAACAUGGCAACUGUUGGUGUCGGAGCCUUUUUGCUCGUGCUGCUGGCCUUUGUCGGCGCCGACGACGCCACCGACUCAAAGGUGCACCUGAAGGUCUACUAUGAGUCGCUGUGCCCUGACAGCGUUCGAUUUGUCAGGAACCAACUGAUUCCCACCUGGAACUCGCUCGGCGGAGACUACCUUCAAAUUGACUUCCUGCCUUUUGGCAAAGCCAGGAGCUCGCGGAAACCAGGAGGCGGUUUGUCCUUCACCUGCCAGCACGGGCCCCGCGAGUGCGCCGGCAACAUGGUGAUGGCGUGCGGCCUCAGCAACCUCCUCACCGACCACGACCUCAGGGUGAAGUUCGUCGGCUGCGUCAUGAGCAGCUCAGACCCACCCAGCGCUGGAGCCAAGUGCGCUCCUACCGUUGGCCUGGACUACAGUGUGAUCGAGGAGUGCAUGGACUCUCCAGCUGGCGAGGCUCUGCUCUACAACUACGAGCAGCGCACCCUGAAACUCUACCCUAAAGGCCUUCCGUUUGUGCCCACCAUCACCAUCAACGGCAAAUUCGACCAAGACGCUCAGGAUGCUUCUUUGAGGGACCUGAAGUCGGUUGUGUGCGCCUACAUUCCUGAGUCUGCCAGACCGGCGCAGUGUCUUUGAAGGAUUUUUGUCAGAGCAAUUUUUAAAUGAUUAUUUUUGCAGGAGAAUUAAUAAAAAAUAAUUAAAAAAUCAAAA